This is a messenger RNA of Talaromyces marneffei, 1260 nucleotides long. RefSeq lists its product as uncharacterized. Gene Ontology annotation, molecular function: protein serine/threonine kinase activity; ATP binding. The transcript is spliced from 2 exons. Gene Ontology annotation, biological process: protein phosphorylation; intracellular signal transduction. The record is from RefSeq and is a predicted model, not a curated record. Bases 1 to 1260 code for a protein of 419 amino acids. Lineage: Eukaryota; Fungi; Ascomycota; Eurotiomycetes; Eurotiales; Trichocomaceae.
AUGGCUCUCAGUAACAUUCCAACUGUGACAACGUUCUCGGGGUAUUGCAAAGCUCACACAGAAGAUGAAAAACAGGUGCUUUUGACCCAAACAGAGACGUACUUGUCUCAUCCAUUGAGAAGAAACUCAAAGAGCUCGUCAGCUGGAACAGAAGACUAUAUCCAACGCCAUAUUCAGCUACAAGGAGGCGGUCAUGAGCAUUGUCUUCCUUCGCCGUAUCAAUCUCGAAGAGGCAGUCGUGGCACGUUGAAUGGAUACGAUCCAGAUAUGAAUCGUCCAUUUGACACCGUCUUAUCAACUUCUUCUUCUUGGCUUAGGAAACUCAGCACAAAGAAUCAACAUGAUCAGCAAACAGUUUUAGCAAAAUACGUCUAUCAACGGGACCUUCUCCAAGACCCUUGUGACAACAUCAGGAUAUGCCUAGUACAACAAAAGGCCACAACCAAAAAAUUAUACGUCGUCAAGAUCUUUGUCCACCCCUUACGCAAUGGCUUUAAAUCAUAUACAAGACGAGUCACAACAGAAUUUUGCAUCGCACACACCUUACAACAUCCCAACGUUGUCCGUGUUAUUGAACUACUACCCAAUGAACACGGUGACCUGUGCCAGGUCAUGGAAUACUGUGAUGCAGGCAGUCUUCUCAAUCUUAUAGAGCAAGUCAACAAACUUACACACGACGAAGCAGACUGUUUCCUCAAACAGGUUCUACAUGCGGUGCAAUACAUCCAUAGUGUAGGCGUGUCUCAUCGAAAUCUGAAGCCUGAGAACAUACUUUUGACCAGGCGAGGGACUUUGAAAAUUACGGAUUUUUGCUGUGCGGAAUGUUUUAGAUUACCAUGGGUGGCGCCACCGGCAUUGAAGCAAAGCCCACCAGAAAUAGUAAGCGCACACCAGCAGGACUUGAAAGGAACGAUUGCAUAUAUGGCGCCAGAACAGUUUGGGAAGACGGCAUUUGAUCCUGCGGCGGGGGAUAUGUGGGCUGUUGGGAUUGUCUAUUUCGCCAUGAGGUCUGGCCGGUUACCUUGGAAGAGAUCCACGAAUGAAGAUUCAUUAUAUCGCACGUAUACGAGAGACUUGGAGCAUGGACGGGGGAACAAAUACUUGGACCUUGUAGCGGGGGAAACUCGCCGAGAUACACUCUACUCCAUAUUGCAGCCGAAUCCUCGAAAUCGGUCUACAGCUACCCAAGCUCUUGACUCGGAGUGGAUCAGAGGCGUCAAGCUCUGUCCAGCUGCUAGUGAGAUUUGUACGGGCGAUUGA